Molecule: messenger RNA, 1248 nt
Organism: Podarcis lilfordi (Lilford's wall lizard)
Lineage: Eukaryota; Metazoa; Chordata; Lepidosauria; Squamata; Lacertidae
Source: the annotation of a GenBank genome assembly
AUGGACGAGGAUGGACCGCGAGCAGCCGAGGAGCAGGACCCGGAGGAGGACAGCACCUCCAAGACCUUCGUCCGCCUUAACGAUCUCUCGGGAGAUGGAGGUCGCUCGGUCCCCGGGGACAAGGAGAAGGACCCGGGCAGCGGGGACUCGGACGGCGAAGCGCUCCCUUACCCGGCCCUCGCGCCGAUCGUCUUCUUCUAUUUGAGCCAGCACAGCCGACCCAGGAGCUGGUGCCUCAGGAUCGUGUGCAACCCAUAUCCUUUUUCCACCCCCACCCCACCCCCCAAGGUGACAGGGGCAGGUGGCCGCCGCCGGCGCGGCCAAGGUAAGCCGGGGCAGCCGCCCUCCCCUCUGCAGCUUGAAGGUAAGCGAAGUUUCCUCUCCUCGCUCGUCCCAGCAGCCCAAGAAGUUGCGUCUUCCCGGGUGGGAGUGGGGGGGUUGCUGCCGCCGCCAUAAAGACCUCUGGACCACCAGCCUGCAAGCUAGUCCAUUUGUUGUAAAAAGCUUUGGGGGGGGGAGGGUAGACAAAAUGCAACGCAAAUAAUUGACGGAGAAAGCUGUUUAUUCCCAGAGGAGGCAGCCUGUCGCAUGCAAGGCGCCUUACCUUUUUUUAAAAAAUAGGGGGAAAAAUAUUAUGAUGAUUUCCAAACUUUUGAAGCUUUUUCUACAGGGCAGGAAAGAAGUGGUGUGUGGUGUUUUCUUAUGUGCGUGUGUGUUGGUGGAGAUCUCCCCGUCUCUGUGUCUCUCUGCUACGUCUGUCUCCAAUUCAUGACUUGGAAGUUUUUCCAGAAUCUGUUGAAGGGGUUUCUCAAUGUUUCCUGCCCUACUAGGCAGGGAUUUCUCUGGGGCUGAAGUCAUAACAUGGAAUUCCAGAAAAGUACUAGAAAAUGGAAACAAUAUGUAACUCUCAAUGGAGAGAAGAACUAUGGGAAGGAAACAAGAGCAGGUCUCUCGCGCGCUCUCCCUCCGAGACGGAUUUGCUCUGAUUCCCUCUUGCCUUCUCUCUCUCUCUCUCUCUCUCUCUCUCUCUCUCUUCCCUCCGCCCCCCCCCCCGCAAGCUUUCCUUCUCAUCUUUUAGCUGAGGAGAUGAGAGCCGGAAUAAAACUUAACAUGGAUAAUCCUGGAUUGCUCUGCUACAAAAACACAACAUCUAAAAAAGGUCUAUCUUCUCCCCAGAAGGAAAGCUGGGCGGACAGUUGCUACGAUAGCAUGAUCAACUCGGAGGGUACAGUUGCAAGAGAAGUUUGA